AUGGCGACGGGGAAGGGCUCGAGCGCCUGCCAGUCCGGCCAGACGGCGUUCGCGGCGCGCCUGCUCGGGCGCUUCGCGGCGGUGGCCGCGGCCGACGGCAGCAACCUCAUCUUCUCGCCGCUCUCCAUCCACAUCGCGCUCGCGCUGAUGUCCACCGGCGCCUCGGGGGACACCCUCGCCGAGAUCCUCGCCGUCGCGGGCGCGCCGUCCCGGGACGAGCUGCAGGCGUUCGUCAGGGACAGCGUGAUCGACCGCGUCCUCGCCGACCAGUCUGGCGCCGGCGGGCCCAUCGUGGCGUUCGCGUGCGGCGCUUGGAUGGACUGGAGGAUGCCUCUCAGGCCCGAGUACCGCGACACCAUCGUCAGUGCCUUCAAGGGAAGCGCAACAACCGUCGACUUCCUAGACAAGGUCAGUAGCACAUUCAUAUUUACUUGA
This is a messenger RNA of Panicum virgatum (switchgrass), 435 nucleotides long. Its product is annotated as putative serpin-Z5. The record is from RefSeq and is a predicted model, not a curated record. Bases 1 to 435 code for a protein of 144 amino acids. The transcript has a single exon. Gene Ontology annotation, molecular function: serine-type endopeptidase inhibitor activity. Lineage: Eukaryota; Viridiplantae; Streptophyta; Magnoliopsida; Poales; Poaceae.